AUGGCAGACGCCGACGAGAAAGCAAAGGCAGAGAAGCUUGCAGCCGCUAGGAAAAGGGUGGCGCAACUGCAAAAGCAAAAAGCCAAAAAGGCCGGAAAGAAAGAGAAAGCUGGAGAGCCGAGUAAAGAGCCUGCCCCCGCGGAAUCCGCUUCCACGCCGGGAGUAGAUGAUUCAGCGCCAAUAACCCCAGAAAAGGCGCCGGACGCGGAGCAGAAAGAUGAAGAAGCAGAAGAGCCACAAGAAGAACCCAAAGAGUCUUUCCCAGAGGUUCCAACAGAAAGUACAGAGCCCGAAGCUCCAAGGGAAGAGGGGGAUGGUGACAAUGACGACAAUGUUGCUCCCUUGAAAUCCCGCCAUGGUCGCCAGCCCUCUUUAUCCAUUCAAUCCAAAAUGCGGUCGUCUUCGUUCCGGAAUUCGUCGAUUUCACAAGCCGGACUAACACCUACGGGUUCCGGAGUCAAAUCACCGUCCCUACCGCCCUUGAGUCCGGAUGGAAACACUGCUCCGGAGCUGUUUAGGAAGCAGGCCAUGAGGCUGGAAGAGUUGGAAAAGGAAAAUAAGCGGUUGGAACGGGAUUUGGAGACAGCAGAUGCGAGAUGGAAGAAAUCAGAGGAGCAACUAGAAGAUUUGCGCGAGGCCAAUAGUGACACGGUAGAGCUUAGGGAGAAGCUUGUGGCAGCAGAGAAGAAAGCAGAAGAAGUUGAAAAAUUAACAGCAGAGAUUACAUCGUUACAGCGUCAGAAUUCUCACCUUCAGUCUAAAUCACAACGAUCAUCGAAUAGUGUUGCUGUGUCUGGGAAACCAGAUUCCCCGACCUCCGCUCUUCAGAGCGAACUGGAUUCCAAAUCGGCUACCAUUGAAGCUAUGGAAUUGGAAAUCUCAAAUCUACGCGCUCAAUUGACUUCACAAGCAGAAACCGCAUCCACUGUCGAGGCACAAUUAUCCGCGCUCAAAGAAGAGUUGUCUUCCACGAAAUCAGCCUUAGUAAACGAGGAGAAGGAACAUGCGAAUACAAAGAACACGAUGAAUCGCAUGAUUGAAAAGUCAAUGAACGAAGGCGUGACCCAGGCCUCUACCCAAACAUUAAUCAACAAUUUGAAAGAUGAACUAGAGCAGAUGAAGAAUGCGAAGACGGAAGUUGAAGCCAAGAGGGCAACCUUGGAGAAGAAGCUCGAAGCUCUUGGAAGCUUGUCACUAUCGAAAAUGAAAAACCUGCGCCUUCGAGAAGAACGCGAGAGAACACGGAAGCGUGAAGUAACGAGCACGGGGGAUGAUGAAGCACUAGAUGAGCUUGAAGACGAAGAACGCGCUCGUUUGGAGAAAACUAUUCGCGAUCUUGAAGGAGAGAACUUUGACCUUCGGCGUGGCAUCUGGAAAGACCGGAAACGUGAGCUCACUACUGCCCACGGAAGCGAUGGGGAUGCUACCGAAAGUCUAUCCAAUCCUGGCGGGUCUUUUGAUGAUGUCGAUCUAAUCGGUGGCUUGCCCAGCGGGUCUGAGCACUCCCGCCGUCGAAGCAUUGCAGCGAACAAACCACGGCAGCACUCCUCUUUUACAACCGUUCUAUCAAGUGGUCUUGCUGCGUUUACUGGGAGUGGCACAUCUUAUCCACACCGUCCGGGCUCCAGUGGCAUGCGCAGGAGCCUUGAGCUACUGUCUGAAAAGGAUGGCGGAGAGUUGUUAGACGAUGAUGGCAUGUUUGAUGAGGAUGCCUUUGCCAGAGCGCAGGAGGAAGAAGAGAAUAGGAAGCGGAAAGAAUGGGAGCGUGACGUGAAGGGCAAACUGAAAAACUGGAAUGGAUGGAGGCUUGAUUUGGUUGAGUGCCGAUACGGCGCGCAGGGUGCAGGGGUAGGGCUCGGCGAGAUAUUUGAGAUUUAG
This is a messenger RNA of Uncinocarpus reesii 1704, 1878 nucleotides long. RefSeq lists its product as uncharacterized. The record is from RefSeq and is a predicted model, not a curated record. The transcript is spliced from 4 exons. Bases 1 to 1878 code for a protein of 625 amino acids. Lineage: Eukaryota; Fungi; Ascomycota; Eurotiomycetes; Onygenales; Onygenaceae.